Salmo salar (Atlantic salmon) is the source of this 7089-nucleotide messenger RNA. NCBI's taxonomy places the organism in Eukaryota, Metazoa, Chordata, Actinopteri, Salmoniformes, Salmonidae. The record is from RefSeq and is a predicted model, not a curated record.
CCUAUUCACCGUUAGAGUAACACAAGAGGUUUCUCUCUACUGCUCACUGAUCACUCAGCUUUUAACAGACACGGAUUUGCAAUUUUCCAUCACCUUUUAGACUUUGAGACCGGAGCGAUUAUGUGGUGAGGGACAGAGCGACAGAGAGGAAGAUCUAGAGUGAGAGAUGUUAUCUGUGGAGUUCUGUUGAGGCUGCGGUGCUGGUGUGGUGUGGUUGGUUGGUCAGGAGAUGCGUGAAGGUUAUUUGGUAUGUUCCUGUACUCAGCGCUUAAACACUACCGCGAUGAAGAAGACAACUUCCAGUCCCAGAAAUCCUGGAUAGAAAGCACUUUCACCAAGAGGGAAUGUGUCCACAUACUUCCAGUGUCGAAAGACCCCCACAGAUGCCUUCCAGGAUGUCAGAUCUGCCAGCAGUUGGUGAGAUGCUGCUGUGGUCGGCUGGUACGGCAGCAUGCUGGGUUUACAGCCAGCCUGGCCAUGAAGUACUCAGACGUGAACUUGGGUGGGGGGGCAGAGGGUGGGGUGCAGCCGGAGUUUGAGGAGUGGGCUGUGGACAAACACACACAGGAGAGCCCUACAGACGCUUACGGCAUCGUUAACUUCCAGGGAGGGUCGCACUCUUACAGAGCCAAGUAUGUGCGUCUGUCCCAUGACAGCAGGCCAGAGAGCAUCCUGAGGCUGAUGCUGAGUGAGUGGGCGAUGGAGCUUCCUAAGAUCCUCAUCUCUGUCCACGGAGGCAUCCAGAACUUUGACCUGCACCCCCGAAUCAAACAGGUGGUGGGGAAGGGCCUGAUCAAAGCUGCUGUCACCACCGGGGCAUGGAUACUGACAGGAGGGGUUAACACAGGUGUUGCCAAACAUGUGGGUGAUGCGUUGAAGGAACACUGUUCUAGAUCGUCAAGGAAGAUCUGUACAAUUGGAGUCGCUCCCUGGGGCGUCAUUGAGAACCGCAAUGACCUCAUCGGGAGAGACGUUGUAGCCCCCUACCAGACGUUGCUGAACCCCCUGUCCAAGCUAAACGUGUUGAACAACCUCCACUCCCACUUCCUGCUGGUGGAUGAUGGGACGGUGGGGAAGUACGGAGCUGAGGUCGAACUGCGCCGCGAGCUGGAAAAACACAUCAAACUGCAGAGGAUACACGCACGAAUUGGUCAGGGUGUUCCUGUGGUAGCGUUGAUAUUUGAGGGGGGUCCCAACGUAAUUCUGACGGUGUUGGAGUACCUUCAGGAGACUGUCCCCGUGGUGGUCUGUGAGGGGACUGGGCGUGCCGCUGACAUACUGGCCUACGUCCACAAACAGACUGAAGAGGGGGGGGGUCUACCUGACGGUGUGGAGACGGAAAUCAUCGCUACGAUCAAAAAGACGUUCAACUUCAGCCACAGCGAUGCUAUGCACCUCUUCCAGACCCUUAUGGAAUGUAUGAAGAGCAAAGAACUGAUCACUGUGUUUCAUAUCGGCUCUGAGGACCACCAGGAUAUCGAUGUGGCCAUACUGAGGGCAUUACUGAAAGGCACCAAUGAGUCUGCGUUUGACCAGCUGGUUCUGACUCUGGCCUGGGACCGGGUGGACAUCGCUAAGAACCAUGUGUUUGUCUACGGACAGCAGCUACUGGUGGGUUCGUUGGAGCAGGCCAUGCUGGAUGCCUUAGUGAUGGACCGUGUGGAGUUUGUGAAGCUCCUGAUUGAGAAUGGAGUUAGCAUGCACAGGUUCCUUACCAUCACACGGCUGGAGGAGCUAUACAACACGAAACAGUCCCCUACCAAUCCCACGCUCUUCAACCUCGUAAGGGAUGUCAAACAGGGUAAUCUCCCCCCUAACUACAAGAUGACCUUAAUUGACAUUGGCCUGGUGAUAGAGUUCCUGAUGGGCGGGACUUACAGGUGCAACUACACCAGGAAACGCUUCAGGAUUAUCUACAACAAUCUCCAUGGCAACAGCAGGAGAUCAGGUCGCCACUCUGCAGGGCCUGGGUCCCACCUGAGGAAGAGCCAAGAGUCGUUCAGUAUCCAGGCCGACAAGAAGGAGAAGACCAGGCACGACCACUUCAUCAAGACUGCACAGCCAUACAAACCCAAGUUGGAGUCGGCGACAGACCAGUCCAAGAAAAAAGCCAAGGAGGAGAUAGUUGACAUCGACGACCCGGAGACACGCCGGUUUCCGUACCCGUUCAAUGAGCUGCUGAUGUGGGCCGUCCUGAUGAAUAGGCAGAAGAUGUCUCUGUUCUUCUGGCAGCAUGGGGAGGAAAGCAUGGCCAAGGCCCUGGUGGCCUGUAAACUCUGUCGCUCCAUGGGCUAUGAAGCCAAGAAGAGUGACGUGGUCGACGACACCUCCCAGGAACUCAAGGACUACUCCAAUGAAUUUGGCACCCUAGCAGUGGACCUCCUGGAGCAGUCGUUCAGACAGGAUGAAACCAUGGCGAUGAAACUGCUGACCUACGAACUGAAGAACUGGAGUAACAGCACCUGUCUGAAGCUGGCCGUGUCGUCACGGUUACGACCCUUCGUGGCUCACACCUGUACCCAGCUGCUGCUGUCAGACAUGUGGAUGGGACGACUCAACAUGAGGAAGAACUCCUGGUACAAGGUGAUCCUCAGUAUCCUGGUGCCUCCUGCCAUCCUCCUGUUGGAGUACAAGACAAAGGCAGAGAUGUCCCACAUCCCUCAGAGUCAGGACGCUCAUCAGAUGACCAUGGAGGACAGCGAACACAACUUCCAUAACACCACCGACAACAUACAGAUGGACGUGUUCCAGGAGGCGAAGGCGGAUGACAACGUGGAGGUGAAGGAUGAGGCGGAGACACAGGUCCGCUCCCGAAGACUUCCUCUAACCAGGAAGUUCUACGCCUUCUACCACGCUCCCAUCGUCAAGUUCUGGUUCAACACGCUGGCGUACCUGGGCUUUCUGAUGCUGUACUCGUUUGUCGUUCUGGUCCGGAUGCCCGAGUUUCCGUCUCCUCAAGAGUGGGUGGUCAUCCUCUACAUAUUCACCUCCGCCAUCGAGAAGAUACGAGAGAUGUUUAUGUCUGAAGCUGGGAAGAUUAGCCAGAAGGUUAAAGUCUGGUUCAGUGACUAUUUUAACCUCUCAGACUUCCUGGCUAUUGUCACCUUCUUUGUGGGCUUUGGAUUGAGGAUCGGAGGAGAGGAUGUGCUUGUCCAAGGCCGGACUGUGUAUUGCUUGAAUAUCAUCUUCUGGUACGUGAGACUCCUAGAUAUUCUGGCAGUCAACCAGCAAGCAGGACCGUAUGUGAUGAUGAUCGGUAAAAUGGUGGCCAAUAUGUUUUAUAUUGUGGUGAUCAUGGCGGUGGUGUUGUUGAGUUAUGGCGUGCCGCGGAAAGCCAUCCUGUACCCAAAUGAGGAGCCCAGUUGGACGCUGCUCAAAGACGUGGUCUUCCAGCCGUACUGGAUGAUGUAUGGGGAAGUGUAUGCGUAUGAAAUCGACGUGUGUGCAAAUAAUACUGAGACGAAUGUGAAAUCCCUGUGCUCCACUUCAGUGUGGAUCACUCCUUUCCUACAAGCAGUCUACCUCUUUGUCCAAUACAUAUUGAUAGUUAACCUUCUCAUCGCCUUCUUCAAUAAUGUGUACCUCCAAGUGAUGUCAAUCAGUAAUCUGGUAUGGAAGUACCAGAGGUAUCAUUUCGUCAUGGCCUACCAUGAGAAGCCAGUCCUCCCUCCUCCCCUCAUCCUCCUCUCCCACCUAGUCUCUUUCUUCUCCUGCAUCUGUCACAAGAGGAAGAAGGACAGUCACUCUUACGGACCAAAGUUGUUUCUAACGGAGGAGGAUCAGAAGAAGCUCCAUGACUUUGAGGAGCAGUGUGUGGAGACGUACUUCCAUGAGAAAAACGACCAGUUCCACUCAGGGAGCGAAGAGCGUAUCCGCCUCACCUCAGACAGGGUUGAGACCAUGUGUAUCCAGCUGAAGGAGGUCGGUAAUAGAGUGAACUUCAUCAAGCGUUCCCUCCACACGCUGGACUCUCAGAUCGGCCACCUUCAGGACCUGUCAGCUCUGACCGUGGACACCCUAAAGACCCUGACCGCCCAGAGGGCCUCUGAAGCCAGCAAGGUCCACAACCAGAUCACCAGGGAGCUCAGUCUGUCCAAAAACUUUGCCCCCAGCCUGGCCCCCACCCCCCAGGACCCUACCCCCCAAUCCAAGGGGGUCAAACGCAGCGUGGGGGCCUAUUUCGGUUCCUCCUUCCCCCAGGUGUCCGGGGUGGUGGUGGGGGGCAACAUGGCUGAUUCUCUGUUUGGGAGUGGGGUGGACCCAAACCCGCCACUGACGCUCAGUCCCCCAGAGCGGAGAGGAGACUGGACUGGGCUGGGGCACCAAGCUACUGCUGCUAUAGAGGCUGGAUCCUCCACGGGUGGCAGUGCCAGUCACAGUGCCUUCUCCCUCUGCCCAGCUCCGGCGCCCCCUACUGUCAGUCCUCCAGAGCUGCGGCUACGCGGCCACUCCUUCACCCAGUGGCAGUUGACCCGUCCAGUGCAGGUGGGCAUCUCUGACUGCCCCUCCAGCCUGCCCAGCGUGCCCUCUGCUAGGGCUGCUUUCUACGUCAGCUCUACCCCCUCCCAGCCCUCCGUCUCCAGCCACCCAGAACUCAGCCUGGCUGGGCCAGACAAAGACAGAACCUCUAUUUCCACCUCUGCCUUUGCUGUAGAGUUUGGUGCGUUUGUUGGUCAUAAAGACAACCUGCACCUGGACCUGCAGCGCUCCUUCCCCAGAGACAUCUCCUCCACAGCCGCCGCCUCCAGACAGCUCAGCCCAGCCACGCAGCACAGGGAACAGGGUCAUCCUGAAGGCCAAGGUAAUAUGAGGACGGUCAACUCGUAUGCUGGCUUCACUGAGUUUGACCGGAGUCCCUCAUUCCUCCAUCCAGACUCCUCUCUGAGUAAGAGAGAGAGGAGCGGAGUGUCAGCGGAAGACAUCCUCAUCCACGAAGACCCCAGAGCUGCACUACUACUGGAGAGGGCUCAGGUCAAGACAGCUCAGGCCAGCAGUCUCAGGGCACCAGGGGAGGACUCAGGAAUAAAUGCUGCAUCAUGUCUCUACAGACACGCCCACCUGGGGAGCAGGAAGGAUUCAAUUGGUUCCCCUUUCAAGCCAAUGGAAAGCUACCAAUACUCAGCUGUGGAGCGUAACAACCUGAUGAGGCUGUCUCAGAGCAUCCCCUUCACCCCAGUGCCCCCUAGAGGUGAGCCAGUAACAGUGUAUCGUCUGGAGGAGAGUUCUCCCAACACCAUCAACAACAGCAUGUCCUCCUGGGCUCACAAAGGUCUCUGUGCCAAGAUAGAGUUCCUCAGUAAGGAGGAGAUGGGAGGGGGGCUGCGACGUGCACUCAAGGUGCUGUGUACGUGGUCGGAGUAUGACAUUCUGAAGCCAGGUCACCUGUAUAUCGUUAAGUCCUUCCUACCAGAGGUGGUCCAGACCUGGCAGAGCAUCUACAAGGAGGACACUGUACUGCUGCUCUGUCUCAGGGAAAUUCAACAGCAGAGAGCUGCUCAGAAAUUGACAUUUGCCUUCAACCAAAUGAGGCCCAAGACAAUCCCUUACUCUCCCAGGUUUCUGGAGGUGUUUCUGUUGUACUGUCACUCAGCAGGCCAGUGGUUUGCUAUAGAGGAGUGUAUUACUGGAGAGUUCAGGAAGUUUAACAAUAACAACGGGGACGAGAUUGUCCCAACCAACCUUCUGGAGGAGACCAUGCUGGCUUUCAGCCACUGGACAUACGAGUACACCCGGGGAGAGCUGUUAGUGCUGGACCUACAAGGAGUGGGGGAGAUUCUGACUGAUCCGUCUGUCAUAAAGAGUGGAGAGAAGGGAUCAUAUGACAUGAUAUUUGGUCCUGCCAACCUGGGAGACGACGCCAUCAGAAACUUCCGGGCCAAACACCACUGCAACUCUUGCUGCAGGAAACUCAAACUUCCCGAUCUGAAGCGGAACGAGUACACGCCGGACAAACUGAUGCUGCCUCAGGACGAAUCACACGACCCUGGAAGCGGGACACGCCACUCAAUGAGGCUCAUGCUCUGAUCCUAUAGGACACAGCCAGAGAGAAGAGGCCGGUGCUGUUAUUCUAUUGGCCAAUGCCAGAGAGGAGGAAGGAAGAACUAGUGCGCACACCUCAUGGCCAGAAGGGAUCCAGAUUUUGUCAAAUUAGCGUCAGAUUUGACUUUUCGUAGCAGGUUGGAAGGAUUUAACGCAGCAGGUUAGGAGAAUUAUGUUAAUGUUAGGAAAAGAUUUAGGGUUAGCAAAAAAAAUAUCUACUUUUUACAUUUAUUUGACAAAAGCUGGAUAAGGUGGGUCUAGCCAUGACCCACCUCAUCCAAUCAACUGGAAGAGCCACGCCUGUGUUUCCAUGGAGAACAAUGCAUGCAUGCAGAACUGUGUUACUUUUGUAUCUGUCCAACCAAUGCCAAUCAGCAACCAAGAUGAUUUUUAAAAAAAUGUGUAAAUGGGGAACAAAACUUUUUAAAGACGUUUUUUUUACUACAAGUUUAUAUGUUAUGAGUGUGUGUAUGUGUGUGUGUAUAUAUAUCAACAGAUACAAUAUCACUGCAUAAAGAGACAGUACUUAUUCUGAACUAUGAAAAGUUGCCUUGUAUAAACUAAAGUGCAUUGUCUGUCUGUACUGCAGGACUGUAAGGGUCAACCUGCUGAGAUACAAUUUGCAACACUUUAUACAGAAUGUCACCAGAUACUUUUUUUAUAAAUGUAAAAUACAUGUAUUAUUAUGGCAUUAGUGGUUCAUAUUUAAUGAGAAGACACAUGAAUUUGAAAAUCUUGUAAAAUAUGGGCAGAUUGCAAUGCAACUUUUACAGUACAUAUGUAAUAAUUGUAUUGUGUUGAACUCUUCUGAAAUGUGUCCACUGAAUAUUGCUAAUAGUUUUUAAAUGUUACAAUGCUGGUACUAUUAUUGUUUUUCCUUUGUCAUCACGUAUUGUAUGAGCAAAUACCAAUCUAGUGUAUCUUAUAGAUACUUAUAUCUGGUACUGAGCAGAAGCAGAUGCUGUUUUAUUCAGGGGAGUGUAAGGGUCUAUUACUCUACAUGUUCUACUGUAUAACAUUUUAAACUAAUAAAAUGACAGUUAUGUCCCA